Messenger RNA from Vicia faba (fava bean), 450 nucleotides. The record is from the annotation of a GenBank genome assembly. Lineage: Eukaryota; Viridiplantae; Streptophyta; Magnoliopsida; Fabales; Fabaceae.
AUGACACAUAAAAUUCCCUUAGUAGCAUUGGUAUUAAUAGCUUCAAUAUUAUGUGUAACUAGUACUAGCCAAUUAAACGAGCCAUCCAAAAAAUCUUCCAAAAUGGAAACCAAUAUUGGAGACCUAGAACAUCAAUACCAACAACAAGCUCAAGAUGCAAUAAUCACAACCAUUGCUAAACUAACUUAUGCUAAAGAAUUUAUGGAUUUUAUUCCAAAAUUAAAAACUUUAGCUACUAUAAACGGUGGACUUAGUGACCAAGUUGUUCAAUGUGUUGAAGGGUUGUCUAAUGCAAUGAACAAUGUUCUUACGGAAGUUGAAAAAAUGGAAAAUUAUUUGCCUUCUGUGUCUUGGGGAACAAACACUUUGCAAAAUGUAGUGGAUGUUGUGUUAACUUAUAAUGCUAUAUGUGGUUAUGCUUUUGUUCGAGAGUCAUUUCUGCUGAAAUAA